AUGGAGAUUUUAAUGGCGAUGAAGGUAAUAUUUUUGAUAGAUUCAGGGAGCUGGAACAAGGAGCGUGAUCCAGGGAGCUGGAACAAGGAGCGUGAUCCAGGGAGCUGGAACAAGGAGCGUGAUCCAGGGAGCUGGAACAAGGAGCGUGAUCCAGGGAGCUGGAACAAGGAGCGUGAUCCAGGGAGCUGGAACAAGGAGCGUGAUCCAGGGAGCUGGAACAAGGAGCGUGAUCCAGGGAGCUGGAACAAGGAGCGUGAUCCAGGGGAGCUGGAACAAGGAGCCUGGAACAAGGAGCGUGGUCCAGGGAGCUGGAACAAGGAGCGUGUUCCAGGGAGCUGGAACAAGGAGCGUGAUCCAGGGAGCUGGAACAAGGAGCGUGGUCCGGGGGAGCUGGAACAAGGAGCGUGGUCCGAGGAGCUGGAACAAGGAGCGUGGUCCGAGGAGCUGGAACAAGGAGCGUGGUCCAGGGAGCUGGAACAAGGAGCGUGGUCCAGGGAGCUGGAACAAGGAGCGUGGUCCGAGGAGCUGGAACAAGGAGCGUGGUCCAGGGGAGCUGGAACAAGGAGCGUGGUCCAGGGGAGCUGGAACAAGGAGCGUGGUCCAGGGGAGCUGGAACAAGGAGCGUGGUCCAGGAGGGGAGCUGGAACAAGGAGCGUGGUCCGAGGAGCUGGAACAAGGAGCGGAGUGGUCCAGGGGAGCUGGAACAAGGAGCGUGGUCCAGGGGAGCUGGAACAAGGAGCGUGGUCCAGGGGAGCUGGAACAAGGAGCGUGGUCCAGGGGAGCUGGAACAAGGAGCGUGGUCCAGGGGAGCUGGAACAAGGAGCGUGGUCCAGGGGAGCUGGAACAAGGAGCGUGGUCCAGGGGAGCUGGAACAAGGAGCGUGAUCCAGGGAGCUGGAACAAGGAGCGUGAUCCAGGGAGCUGGAACAAGGAGCGUGAUCCAGGGCGCUGGAACAAGGAGCGUGAUCCAGGGAGCUGGAACAAGGAGCGUGAUCCAGGGAGCUGGAACAAGGAGCGUGAUCCAGGGAGCUGGAACAAGGAGCGUGAUCCAGGGAGCUGGAACAAGGAGCGUGAUCCAGGGAGCUGGAACAAGGAGCGUGAUCCAGGGAGCUGGAACAAGGAGCGUGAUCCAGGGAGCUGGAACAAGGAGCGUGGUCCGAGGAGGUGGAACAAGGAGCGUGGUCCAGGGAGCUGGAACAAGGAGCGUGGUCCGAGGAGCUGGAACAAGGAGCGUGGUCCAGGGAGCUGGAACAAGGAGCGUGAUCCAGGGAGCUGGAACAAGGAGCGUGAUCCAGGGAGCUGGAACAAGGAGCGUGUUCCAGGGAGCUGGAACAAGGAGCGUGAUCGAGGAGCCCAACUCCACUGUCUCAGUGCCGCUCAGCUGAUCAGGGAAAAUUCCCCACAGACACAGCCUGAGGGAAGAUCCGU
Procambarus clarkii (red swamp crayfish) is the source of this 1427-nucleotide messenger RNA. NCBI's taxonomy places the organism in Eukaryota, Metazoa, Arthropoda, Malacostraca, Decapoda, Cambaridae. The record is from RefSeq and is a predicted model, not a curated record.